Messenger RNA from Daldinia caldariorum, 2265 nucleotides. RefSeq names its product oligopeptide transporter. The record is from RefSeq and is a predicted model, not a curated record. Lineage: Eukaryota; Fungi; Ascomycota; Sordariomycetes; Xylariales; Hypoxylaceae. The transcript has 7 exons. The coding region runs from base 1 to 2265 and encodes 754 amino acids. Gene Ontology annotation, molecular function: oligopeptide transmembrane transporter activity. Gene Ontology annotation, cellular component: fungal-type vacuole membrane.
AUGGCUUCGACAGAAGCCCGCCUGGCGGACGUCGCCGAAAAGACGGACAAGACGCCUAUUGUGGGAAAAGAGGGCGAUGAGAAAAUUGACAUCGUCGAUGUGGAUGUUGAUGCCAUCGAAGAAGAUCUCGACCUUUAUGUGCCCCUAAAGAUGGAUGGCAGCUUCGUCGACGAGCAUGAUCCCCUAACAAUCCGUGCCGUCAUAAUUGGUAUCGUGUUAGGUAGUCUUGUCAAUGCCUCUAAUUUAUAUCUGGGGUUGAAAACCGGAUUCACCUUCGCCGCCUCUAUGUUUGGAGCAAUUUUCGGAUACGGUAUUAUCAAACUCGCCUCGAGAACUACCCUUCCUAUCAUCGGCGGUUCUUUCGGCCCUCAAGAGAACAGCAUUAUCCAGGCUGCAGCCCAGGGCGCUGGUGGAAUUGCAGGUAUUUUCGUUGCAGGCAUACCGGCAAUGUACCAACUCCACGCGCAGACGGGCACUCCAAAGGAGCAAUUCGGCGCAAUCAUUACAAUCACUCUUGUCUGUUCGUUCUUUGGUUUGUUCUUCGUCGCGCCUCUCCGAAAAUUCUUUAUCAUCCAGGUCGGCCGGGAAUUGAAGCUGCUUUUCCCUACUGCUACUGCCGUGGCGCUCACCAUUAGGUCGAUGCACGCUGGUGUCGCCGGUGCUGGAGAGGCUCUUAGCAAACUUAAAGCCCUCAGUUUAUCUUUCGCAGCUGCCCUCAUCCAACGAGUAGCGUCAUACUAUGCUGUCGGUAUAUUGUAUGACUGGCACGUUUUUACAUGGAUCCACAUCUGGAGCGGUUAUACCAGCUGGGCCAUGAAUAUCGAGAGUUGGGGCUGGUGGUUUGAGUGGACUCCGGCAUUCAUAGGAAGCGGUAUCCUCAUCGGCAUGAACUCUGCACUGUCUAUGUUUGGUGGUGCUGUUCUCGCCUGGGGAAUUAUCGGACCUCUCCUUGUUCACUACGGCGAAUGUAUCGGCAAGCAACAGGUUGAGGAUGAUCCGCGAUGGGCUGAUUGGUACUCCUUCGCCUCUCUUAGUAACCUCGGACACGAAACUCCGUCCCCGCGUUACUGGCUUCUCUGGCCCGGGGUGCUCAUUAUGGUCGUAACCUCUAUAGCGGAAUUAUUGGUUCAAUAUAAGGUAAUCGCAUACGCCGGUCGAGUAGUUUGGCAGAAGAUCUGCGCCAACAUCAGCCUUGCCUUGGCCAAGCGCGGUAAGACUUCUACCUACUUUGCCACGCGCGCCGAGAGGGAAGUGAAAGCGAGCGAGGAUAUUAUCGAGGAUCCAGCUCCAGCGCAUGAACAGGUGCCAUUUUGGGCAUGGUCGACCGGCCUCGUUGUCACCGUCGCCGUAGCCAUGGUUAUCUUCCAACUACAAUGGGGAAUGAACCCCGGUUUGACUGUCUUGGCUUGUGUCUUGGCCAUCUUGUUCUCUUUCGUAAGUUUGGAUGACCCCCAUUAUUAUUUUUUUGUUCUCCCGAGGAAUAUGCUUGCCGUCCAAAUUGGGGCUGUAACGGAUAACUCCCCGUUAACGGCCGCGUCGAAAGCCAGCCAGCUUAUUUUUGGUGGUGCUACGAAGAACCACUUCGCGGUCAAAGAUGCGCAGCGAGUCAACUUAGUUGCUGGUGGUCUGGCUUCCGGAGCUGCUGACGUCGCAUUUUCGUUGACUUCUGACUUCCGUACUGGCUUCUUGUUGGGAACAUCCCCUGUUAAGCAGUGGUACGCCCAAUGCCUCGGGUCUGUCGUUUCCAUCUUCCUAGCUCCAGGAAUGUUUGUGCUCUUCACAACCGCGUACCCUUGCAUUCUCGACGCGUCGGCUGAGCACUGCGCUUUCGCCGCCCCUUCGGUGUCGGCAUGGGCUGCUGUUGCACAGGCCGUUACAGACCCAGAUGUCAGUAUCCCUCUAACUUCGGGAAUUUUCUCCAUCGUUAUGGCCGUCUUCUGCGCUUGUCAGGUUGUAUUCAGACACUUUUACCUGGUGGGUGAACGGGAAAAGUAUCGACAAUACCUCCCGAAUUGGGGUGCUGUAGCGCUGUCGUUUGUUCUCCCCAACCCUGUAUUUACGACAGCGGCCUUAUUCGGUGCCACCCUGGCCUGGGUAUGGAGGAAGUGGAACAUCAAGAGCUUCGACCUCUAUGGAUAUGCAGUUGCAGCUGGUUUCAUUGCUGGAGAGGGUCUUGGAGGUGUUGUUGGUGCUAUUCUCCAGAUCAGUGGAGUUUCGGGUGACGUUCUCGGCACCACGGCCGGUUGCCCUGCUGGCUAUUGUUAA